Molecule: messenger RNA, 252 nt
Organism: Darwinula stevensoni
Lineage: Eukaryota; Metazoa; Arthropoda; Ostracoda; Podocopida; Darwinulidae
Source: the annotation of a GenBank genome assembly
AUGCAACAAUUCCAGAGAAGACGUCGAGAUGAAGAGGACCUUCAGGAGCAGUCAUCCCAAGAGGACCCUCUCUUGGGACCCCCUCUUCGCCGGACGCCUCCUGUCUCCAGCAAGUUCGAGAGAUGGCGUCGCGUUCUACAGGACCUUCAGGAGGAGUCCUUCGAUGAGGACCACUUAUCUGCGCUUCACCUAUCUCCAGAAGAAGGUAUAGACAGCAUUUUUUGGUUUUUUGCUGUCCGCUCUUUUAAAUAA